AUGGCCGGCGCGUUGCUAUGGCGCGGCCCCGCCCCGCCCCUCUCGGCGCGUCCCAACAUGGCGGCGGCGGGCGGGGGCCGGCGGCCGCUGCUCCCGCUCCCGGUGCUGCUCCCGGUGCUGCUCCCGGCGCUGCUCCUGCUGCUGCUGCUUGCGGCCGCCUCCACGGCGCGGCUGUACCGGCCCGGGCACGACCCGCUGACCGUGCUGACGGCCGGCUCCGUGCGGCCGGCGCUGCUCAACUCCUCGGCCGCCUGGGUGGUGCAGUUCUACAGCUCGUCCUGCGGCCACUGCAUCGCCUUCGCGCCCACCUGGCGAGCGCUGGCGGGGGACGUCAAAGACUGGGAAUCUGCAAUUAGAGUUGGAGUGCUGGACUGUGGGGAAGAAGGGAACUAUGAGACGUGCAAAGAAUAUGGGAUUCACUAUUACCCAACUAUUAGGUACUUCAAAGCAUUUACAAAACAGUUCACAACUGGAGAAAAUUACCAAGCAGGAGCAGAUCGAGAGCUGCAAACCCUUCGCCAGAUGAUGAUUGAUUUCCUCCAGAACCAUUCCCAGGAGCUGAGACCUCCAGCUUGCCCACCCCUGGAUCCAGUGUUGUCCAGUGAUCUCACAUCUCUUUUUGACAAGAACAGCCACCACUACACAGCCAUUGUGUUUGAGAGCAACAGCUCCUACGUGGGCCGAGAGGUUAUCUUAGACUUGAUCCAAUAUGAAAACAUCGUGGUGAGGAGAGCAUUGAAUUUUGAUAAACCUUUCCUGGAGAAACUGGGGAUCACCUCAGUGCCCUCAUGCUACCUGAUACAGCCCAAUGGCAGCCAUGGGUUAAUUAACAAUUUGAAGCCUCUACGAUCUUUUUUUUCUUCAUAUUUGAAGUCACUGCCAGGUGUAAGGAAAAAACUCCUUUUGCCACUGCAGCUGCCUGCUCCAGAAAACAAAGAGGAGAGCACAGAAAUCAAGGUGUGGAAAGAGUUUGAUAAGUCCAGGCUCUACAUGGCUGACCUUGAGUCAGGAUUGCAUUUCCUGCUGCGGGUGGAGCUGGCCACGCACAGGGCGCUCGAGGGAGCCCAGCUGAAAACCUUCAAGGACUUUGUCACUGUCUCUGCCAAGCUUUUCCCUGGCCGUCAGCCUGUGGUGAAGUUGUUAGAGACCUUGCAGGAGUGGCUGGUGAGCCUUCCAUUAGACAAAAUCCCUUAUGAUGCUAUCCUGGAUCUGGUCAACAACAAAAUGCGGAUUUCUGGGAUAUUUCUCCCCAGGAAAAUCCAGUGGGUUGGCUGCCAGGGCAGCAGACCAGAGCUGAGGGGCUACAGCUGCUCCCUCUGGAAGUUUUUCCAUACCCUCACUGUUCAAGCUGCACUGAAACCAAAAGCUUUGAUAAACACAGGUCUUGAGGACAACCCCCAAACUGUGCUGCAGGUCAUGAGGAAAUACAUCCAGCACUUCUUUGGGUGCAAGGCUUGUGCUCAGCACUUUGAGGAGAUGGCCAGAGAAUCCAUGGAUUCUGUGAAGAGCUUGGACCAGGCUGUCCUGUGGCUCUGGGAGAAGCACAACGUGGUGAACAACAGGCUGGCAGGUGAUUUGACUGAAGAUCCAAAAUUCCCCAAAGUUCAGUGGCCAACUCCAGACAUUUGUCCUGCGUGUCAUGAGGAGAUCAAGGGACUGCACAGCUGGAAUGAGGACCAGGUGCUACAAUUCCUCAAGUCCCACUACAGCAGUGAAAAUAUCCUCGAUAAAUACACCGAGAGCCAGAGCGACCCCAGCGACACCGAGCAGGGAGACACAGGGGAGCUGAAGGACCAAAACCUGCAGAAGAACUCGGGGGGAAAUGGGGAAAAGCAGCUCCAGGAUGAGGAAAACCCAGCAGAUCCAGGCUCCAAGGUGCUGCAGAAGGCAGUGGGAAAUCCUGGAGCUGUCCAAGGUAGCGGCAAAGGCGCGGCUGCAUCCGUGAGCCUCAAAGGCACCAGGCAGGCUGUGUCCUUCCUGGGGAUUGGAUUUUCCAACCUGGACAUGAGUCUGUGUGUCAUCCUCUACGUGGCAUCAUCCUUGUUUUUAAUGAUCAUGUACUUUUUUUUCCGGAUGAGAUCCAAGCGCUGGAAAGUGAAGCAUCACCGUUCCUCGGUGUAGGAGUUCUCGCUGUACGUGGCUGUUGGGUCCCAGACACAGCUUUAAUAUUUAUGAUCAGGGAUUUUAUAUGCAGUAUUCUUUGUGUCAGAGCCCUUUCUUCCCAAGGCAUUGCCCAGGUGUUCAGCUGAACAGGUGGAGCUGGCCUUGAGAUCCCCAGGCUUUGCUCAAGGCCACGUCAAUGUCCUCACAGGGGAGCGUUGCAUUUGGCAGUUUAGAUUUUUCCAUGACUUCCCACCAACAUCCUUUACUCAUUUCCAGAGUAAACAUUGCAUUAUGCAAUCCACUGUGCCUGCUGGAGAAGGAAAUUGGAUAUUGUUUUGUGUAUUUUCAAGUCAGGUGUUUGUUGUUUUUUUUUUUUUAAUUCAUCCAGAGCUGAUUUCACCUCCCCGAGUGCUGAACGCUUCCUCUGAAUGGUACCUUGGCUGCUUCACUGGGAGAAGCAGGAAUUCUGAUGGUUUUUUUCAGGAAACAAGAGUUCUCUUCUGAUUAAAUCAAUUCUAAACCUCUGUGACUCUCUGAAAUAUUAUUUGCAUAUUUAAAGUAGGAAGCAUUCCUUGUUCAAAUCAUUCAUCCAUUCUCUGGUGCAUUCCAGCCAAGGAUGUGUGAGAGUUUUGGGGCACAAUUAGCAGCCUGGUCCUGAUUGCUGAGUAGUUAUGGUGUUAUCCAGGUGGAAACCAAUCCUGAUGAACUCUAGGAAAGGAAAACAAUGUUUUUAAUGAAGGGCAGCAAGAUUUGUGUUACAGAUUGGAAAAUCUGCAAAUACAGUUUCUUCUGUUGAAUUUCUCCAUCACAAGAGAGCAAUUAACAAUUCCCUUGGUAUUUCCAGCUCUCUGAUGGGUGAGGUCAGAGCUGCCUUGUUUUGGGACAUGGCAGUUCCCUCUGCAGCUCAGUGUGGGGUCCUUGGAGCAGCAGUGAGAAGAAACCAUGAAAACAUUACAAAAUCAUCCUUGGGAGUAGGAGUUGCUGUGCUCCUGGCUGGGGGGGAUAAUUCACGUCCUGGAUAGUGAAGUUUAUAAUCCUAUCCAAUGUAAUUGAGCAUGUUCUAGUUAUCCAUUACCUAAUCUUUAGUUAAUCCUAAUAGGUUUUGGCCUCAAUGUUUUCUGGUGGCAGUGAGUUCUCCAGAUUAAUUAUGUUAUAUAAAAAGGCUUUUCCUUUCAAUUCUACAUUUGCAUCUUUCAAUUUAAUUGAAUGUUUGCUGGCUCCUCUGUUACACGAGAAGGAAUAAGGAGUCCCCAGCCAGUUCCCUGGAUUUGUACCAUUGGUGUGUCCUCCUCUGAUUUCCCUCAGAAACUCCAGCACAGAAACUUUAAAGCCUGGCAACAAAAAAGCACAAAAACUCCACAGGGUUAUUUUUUUCAUAAUCAGGUAUUGGCUGUUCACAAAAUUGAGUAUUUCUGACAUGUCUGUGCAGCAUCCAAUAGGAAUGACAGAAUUGAGCUGCAAAGAUUCACUGUCCCUUGCUGCUUAAGUUUAUCAGAAUAAAACCCACAUAGGGGAACAACUUCCUGGGGCUGGGCUUGAAAAUUCAAACCCCCUGUGAGCACAAGAGUGAUGGUGAGCCCAUGGGGGAAGGGGGUCCCUUGGUUUGGGCUGGAAUCCAGUGAGAGAUCCCAGGGCAGGGCUCAUUCAGAGAAAAACCUGGAGAUUCCACUUUGAGUUUUGAAAAUCAGGUAACUUUGAGCUGCCCUGAUCUGGGCAGGUGUUCUCAGCCCACCAGCAAGGACAAAAAUCCAAGCUUUACAAGAAAAUCCAAACACCAGGAAAACCUAACCCAGCACUACACUGCUGGAUGUGGAAAAUUGGGCCAGUUAAUUCCUGCUGUCAGUAUUGCACAUUCUCAAGUUGAAAUUCAGUCAUUGCUGUUGUUUAGAAUUCUAACAAAUACAUAGACCUGGUUUCAUAAGCUUUGGCUCAUUCUGCACAUUUUCUUGUGCAAAAGGACUUUGAGAUUUGUAUGGAUGAUUUUGCCAUUAGAAAAAAAAACAAAUGUGGAUUUGGAAUAAAAUUUGGGGGUUUUGCUACACAUAUUUAACUGUGAGCCUGCUGCAAACACAACAAAAUGAAUCAAUACUCAAACUUCAGUGGCUUUUUUUGUCUCCUCAGAGUAUAAAAGUAUGAAGUUAGUGAAAUUAGGAUGUUGCUUAUCCUUAUGUUGGUGCUCCAGCUCUUUCCACUGAACCAGCCAAAGCUUUCACUUCGAUCCUCAUCUGGGAAGGUUUUCUUGACUUUGAAUUCACUUGAGUAAAUCUUGGUUUGCUUGGGUUUAUUUUCUGUCGUUCUAAUGACAAAUUACACUAUUUUAUGUCCCUGUAAUGAUACAGUCUGUGCUGGGGGAUGGUGAUGCUGCCAGGAAAGUGUUUCUAGUUUAAAAAUUGCCUCCAAGCCCAACCUCCUGGAUCUUGGGGGAUUUAUUUGUGUGGUGUGCUGUCCACAGAGGUUCCUGCAAUGCCACUUCCCUGUGGGAAUGGUGCUGUGCUGGGGGCAGUCACUUGGCCCUGUGUAAUUCAUGGAGCUUACUUUGCUCUCAGGAUGUUUUCAAAUAGGAAAUGUUAAAAUAACAUUAGUAGAAUAUGCCAGGAGAGACAAAAGCUUCAAGUACUAAAGAAAGCUGAUGAAGUUAUUUGUGAGAAUUCCUAAUUUUCUGUUUCCAACAGUGCAUCCAUCUUGCUGUUCCUGCACAGAGCUGGAUGGAAGCAAAGGUCCCAGGUGUGGUGUUGAAAAUAGUGACAAUACCAGUUCAGUAAUUUAAAUGUUCUAUUUAUUUGAAGUCAAUAAUUUGACAUUUCCAAGUCUGUUCUGGUUGGGUUGGAUUUUUACUGUCUCAUUCCUCUCUUGGAAGGAAAAGUGACUGUUUUGUACUAAAUUGUAAAUUAAUGUGCUUGUUUGAAAUAAACUGCAAACGUUUGGGCAAA
Molecule: messenger RNA, 5033 nt
Organism: Oenanthe melanoleuca
Lineage: Eukaryota; Metazoa; Chordata; Aves; Passeriformes; Muscicapidae
Gene: QSOX2
Product: quiescin sulfhydryl oxidase 2
Exons: 12
Coding region: 1-2121 (706 amino acids)
Biological process (GO): protein folding
Cellular component (GO): Golgi membrane
Molecular function (GO): flavin-dependent sulfhydryl oxidase activity; protein disulfide isomerase activity
Source: RefSeq, a predicted model, not a curated record